AUGGCGAUCUCUAAAGCAAUGACUGUAUUUCCCUUGCUUUGCUUUCUCUUCUCGACCAUCUCCACCUUUUCUCAUCAAAACACCUUGGUUUGUAAUGAAACUGAGAAACGUGCCCUUCUAAGCUUCAAACAUGCUCUCUCGGAUCCUGGACACUGCCUUUCAUCUUGGUUUUCUCAGGAAGACUGUUGUGGAUGGAAUGGAGUCUAUUGUCACAACAUCACUGGUAGAGUUGUCAAGCUUGAUUUGAAGAAUCCUCAUGGUUAUAAUUUCUCAUUGGGGGGCAAGGUUAGUCCUGCGUUGCUUCAAUUAGAAUUUUUGAAUUACUUGGACUUGAGCCAAAAUGAUUUUGGAGGUACUCCAAUUCCAAGUUUCCUAGGUUCCAUGCAGAGUUUAACAUACCUUGACCUCCACCUUGCUUCAUUUGGUGGACUAAUCCCUCCCCAGCUUGGAAAUCUUUCCAAUCUUCAACACCUCAGUUUAGGAGGUGGUGAUUCCCUCUACGAACCACAACUUUAUGUUGAGAACCUUGGUUGGAUUUCUCAUCUUUCUUCUUUGGAAUACCUGUUCAUGUAUAAGGUUGACCUUCAAAGGGAAGUUCAUUGGCUUGAAUCUACAUCUAUGCUAUCUUCCCUUUCCGAGUUGUACUUGGUGGCAUGUGAACUAGAUAACAUGAGCCCGUCUCUUGGGUAUGUCAAUUUUACAUCUCUCACAUUCCUCAGUCUUCCUAGGAAUCAUUUCAAUCAUGAGAUACCCCAUUGGCUAUUUAAUCUCAGCACUAGUCAUAUACCUCUAAAUGGUUUAGAUUUAUCAAACAAUCAGUUGACAGGGCAAAUACCAGAGUAUUUAGGAAACUUAUCAUCCUUGACGUCUUUAUCUCUUAAUCGAAAUAGGUUAAAUGGACCUCUUCCAAGCAGUCUGGGGCUUCUUUCAAAUUUGGAGGAUUUAGUUAUUGGAAAUAACUCCUUAGAAGGCACAAUAUCAGAAGUUCAUUUUAAUAAACUCUCAAAAUUGAAGUACUUAGACAUGUCCUCAACAUCUCUUAUUUUCAAAGUCAAGUCCAAUUGGGUUCCUCCUUUUCAACUUGAACGUAUGUGGAUGAGUUCCUGCCAGAUGGGCCCCAAUUUUCCCACGUGGCUAGAAACUCAAACAUCUCUUCAGUAUCUAGACAUUUCCAAGUCUGGAAUUGUGGACAUAGCUCCAAAAUGGUUCUGGAAGUGGGCUUCACAUAUUGAUAGACAACUGAUCGACCUCUCAGAUAACCAGAUAUCUGGGAAUUUAUCUGGAGUUCUGCUAAAUAAUCCUUACAUUGAUUUAAGCUCUAAUUGCUUCAUGGGUGAGUUACCACGAUUGUCUCCACAAGUUUCUAGAUUGAACAUGGCUAACAACUCAUUUUCGGGACCAAUUUCCCCUUUCUUGUGCCAAAAAUUGAAUGGAAAAAGUAAUCUCGAGAUAUUGGACAUGUCAACAAACAAUUUAUCAGGGGAGCUUUCUCAUUGUUGGGCGUAUUGGCAAUCUCUGACUCGUUUGAACUUAGGAAACAAUAAUCUUUCAGGUAAAAUUCCCGACUCCAUGGGCUCUUUGUUUGAACUUAAAGCAUUGCACUUGCAUAAUAAUAGCUUAUCUGGAGAUAUACCACCUUCACUGCGAAACUGCACAUCCUUGGGCUCUUGGAUUUAG
Messenger RNA from Vitis riparia (riverbank grape), 1677 nucleotides. Its product is annotated as receptor-like protein EIX1. Gene Ontology annotation, molecular function: protein binding. The coding region runs from base 1 to 1677 and encodes 558 amino acids. The transcript has a single exon. The record is from RefSeq and is a predicted model, not a curated record. NCBI's taxonomy places the organism in Eukaryota, Viridiplantae, Streptophyta, Magnoliopsida, Vitales, Vitaceae.